CGCAGCGGCUCGUACUGCAUCCAUUGUUGUCUCCAUCUCUCUCGCUCUCUCUUCAGCUACUCGAAACAACAACAAACAAACAAACAAACAUCAUGCCUCCAAAGAAACAGAAGGGCCAGAAGAUGGGCCUCGCCGACUUCAUGGGAAGUGCUGGUGGCAUCACGUCGUGGGCCGAUGAGAUGGAGGCUCUUCCCACUGCGCCUGCCGCGCGCGACCCCCUCGCUACUCCCCGUCGUGGCGAGCCCGGCUAUCUCGACAGCAUGCCCGACCGUGGCUCGCGCUUCGGCGGCGGCCCGCCCAUGCGCGAGGAGGUGCCCCUUCCCACUGUCCCGCCCUUCACAGCGUUCAUUGGCAACCUCACUUUCGAGACCGACGACGCCGAGCUCCGUGACUGCUUCUCGGAACUCACGCCCAUCUCAGUCCGUCUUGUAAAGGACCCCGCCACCGGCAAGAGCAAGGGCUUUGGCUACGUCGAGUUCAGCACCCAGGCCGGCCUCAAGUCCGCCCUCGACCGCUCGGGCUCCAACCUUGGCGGGCGCUCGAUCCGUGUCAACGUUGCUGACGCGCCUGCGUCUCGCUCUGGCGGCCGCGACUUUGCGCCCUCGGUUGCCGACGAGUCCAACUCGUGGCGUCGCGCCACCCCUCUCCCAGCCCGCGACCCUCCCCGCCGCACAUUCUCGGGUGUUUCGUCCAACGCUGGCAGCGAGGACCGCGACUGGUCUGCUGCGCGCGGCGCAAGGUUCACCCCGAGCUCGCGUGAGAGCUCUGGCUACGGCCGUCCCCGCGAGCACGAGCCCUCCCACCCCUCCGUUGCCGAUGAGGCUGGCCAGUGGCGCUCGGCGCGCCCUCUCGUCAACGCUCAGCCCGAGAGGCACAGCCCUGGCGGCCGCGACGCUCCUCCUCACCGCCCCGCUGGCCCUGCCGACACCGAGUCGACUUGGUCGCGCGGAACCCGCGUCCCUGCUCCCGCCGCUCCUCCGGCCGAGCCUACGCGCCAGCGCCUAAAGCUCGCGCCCCGCUCCUCCGCUCCAUCGGGCCAGAACUCUCCCGAGGCGACGCCCGCCAAGGCCAACCCCUUUGGCGGGGCGCGCCCCGUUGACACGCACACGCGCGAGCUCGAGGCAGAGCAGCACGCCGAAGCGCGCCGCAGGGAAGCAGCGGCUGCCAAGGCUAAGCCUGCGCCGCCGCCCAAGGAGGAAAAGAAGGAGGAGCGCCGCCCUGUGCGCGUGCACCCUUCGCGCAUGCCGCCGAAGGAGGCUGCGGCGGCCGACGAGGACGGGUUUGAGGCCGUUGGGCCGCGCGGCAAGGUCGCUGCGGCUGCCGCUAGCGACGAGGGCAAGACGGCCGCCGCCAAGCCCGCGGCGACCAAGCAGGGCUUUAGCUUUGCUGCUGCCGCCGGGAAGGUAGACGUCGACGUCGACGACGUCGCUGACAAGGUUGCGGACGUGUCCGUUUAGCAUCUGUAGCGUAGACUUAGACAUGAUACGUUUGGGAUUCGAG
Messenger RNA from Cutaneotrichosporon oleaginosum, 1500 nucleotides. RefSeq lists its product as uncharacterized. Lineage: Eukaryota; Fungi; Basidiomycota; Tremellomycetes; Trichosporonales; Trichosporonaceae. Gene Ontology annotation, molecular function: RNA binding. The record is from RefSeq and is a predicted model, not a curated record.